AUGAUAUUAGGUACAGAAGUAAAUGAGUUUGUUACAAAUCGUUAAUAGUCUAAAAUACACUAUCUAUCUUAAGAGAAUAAACUUCUAUAAGAAUAUAUUGCUGAUUUAGAGAAUGCAUUAAAAUUAAAUAAAUAGGCUAUGUCAUUAGCAUUGGAUAACAAGAAACCUCUGGUAAUUAUUUAAAUUUAAUUUCAUUAAAGCAAACAAAAGAUGGAAGUACUUCAUUAAGUGAGUAAUAUUAAAAUCCAGAAUUGAUCAAACAUUUAAAUGAGGAGAAUAAGAAAUUAAUGGAAGCCUUAACAAAACAAUAGAAAGUGAGUAGUUAACUACAAACUAAAAUACUAUUAUAGGAAUAGAUAGCUGAAGAGCAAACAAAUUAUUAUAAAGAUUUGAUUAGUGAUUUAGAAUAUAAGUUAAUUGAAUUGAAACGUAAUAUUCAUGAUAAAGAAUAUGCAAUAUAAGAGUUAGAACGAAUGAAGCCAAUUUAAGAGAAGGAAGGCUAAUUAGUUAAAUUAAUAGAAGUAGUGACACCUUCAGAAUAGAAUUUAAAAUUACAUGAGGAAUUAGAAAAUGUGAGAGGAGUAUUACAGAAAAUUACAAAUGAAGCACAGAGUGUUUCAGAAAGUAAUAAUGCUUUAAGAGAAGUCAAUUAUCAUUUGAAAAGAGAAAUAUUCAAAAUGAGAAUAGUACUGAGAAGUUAAGUGAAUUAUUAAAAUAUGAAGGGUAUUAAAUGUUCAUAUUCUAGAUUUUGUGUAUAAUGAAUAUCUUGAGAAAACAGAUAAUAAUCUUGAAUUGAAUAGAGAAGUAUAAAACCAUAGAGGUAAAUUAGAACAAAUGCAUUAAGAUUUAUAUGGUACAACCAGUUUAGGCUAUGGGUUUUCUCCAGAGCCAUAAUAAUUGAAAUAUUUGAGUAAAAAUGAAAGGAUGAUUUAUUAAGAGAAAUUACAUAAAAUGGAAAUGAUGGUUAAAGGAUUUAAAGAAUUAUUUGAAAAGGAAAAAAAUAGCAAUUUAAAUGUUAGCAAAUUGUAUAAUGAAUUAGUUAAAAAAUAUGAAUAAAUUUAAAAUAUCAAUGAAUUAUUAAUACGUUCAAAUUAAUUAAAAGAUUAAAAGAAUGAUUAAUUAAUGGCAGAAUUACAAUUUUACAAAAAAUAAAAUUAAAAUUAUAUGGAAUAACUCAAAACUAGAAAAUAAUUCAACUCUAUAUAAUUAAAUUAAGAAUAAGAUAUAGCUGUUGGAAUAUUUAGUCCUAGGUUCAAUUAAAAUAAUGAACGAGUUAAUACUUAACCAUCAUAUUUUGUAAGAUAAUCUUAAUAAUUAUCAAAUGCUGAUGUUAAAUUUGAUGACACAGAACCAAAAGAAGAUAUUUCACUUUAGUUAAGUAAUUCUAAUUAAAAAAUUCAAAAUAAUAAACUAAAUUAAUAAAUUGUUCCUUAAAUCAAAAUGAAGAAACUUUAAUUAAAAUAAUUAGAGAUUAAUACUAAUGAUAACUAUGAAUAAGCACCUUAUUGUUAAACUGCAAGAGCUGAAUCUAAACCAAUUACAAAAAAUCUAAUGUAACCAUUAAAAAUUUAAUAUUAUGAUAUGACUAGGGAAGAAUGUGUUAAUUUUAUUAUGUCAAUGUCAAGUGAAUUCUUUUAGCAUUUCGACGUAUGAUAUCAUCUAAUCUUUAGAUAAGUAAUAUAAAGAAAAAAUAGUUAAUUAAAUAAAUGUAAGAUCCAUUGUCAUAAAUCAAAAAGAUAAAAAGAUCUUAUAGUAAUCCAUUUUCUUAUUUUUCAAAUGAAACUCAAGUGGCCUUUUCGAAACCACCUUAAUAAUCUGUUGUAGCUAUAGUAAUUAAUUUAUUAUAACAAUAUUUAGACUAAAAAUGAAAUUUAAUAAUUAUUAGUAGAAUUAACAAGUAAAAAGAAGUAGUAAUCUGAGUAAUUUGAUUUAUUUAGUGUUGAUGUCUCUUAAAUUGAUGGUAAUAAGAACAAGAAAUAAAUGCUUGAUUAAGAUAUUAGUUUUAUUUCAAAUAUCGAUUAACAAGAUUGA
Messenger RNA from Paramecium pentaurelia, 2031 nucleotides. NCBI's taxonomy places the organism in Eukaryota, Ciliophora, Oligohymenophorea, Peniculida, Parameciidae. The record is from the annotation of a GenBank genome assembly.